Messenger RNA from Miscanthus lutarioriparius, 3642 nucleotides. NCBI's taxonomy places the organism in Eukaryota, Viridiplantae, Streptophyta, Magnoliopsida, Poales, Poaceae. The record is from the annotation of a GenBank genome assembly.
AUGGAUGAUUAUAAGUGUAGCAAUGAUGAUAUGCUGGAGCGCAUAUUACAAGAUCCCGAUUCAAUGCCAAGAGUUAUGCAAUUAGAAUAUUUGAAGAGGAUCACAGAUAAUUUCUCUGAUGAGCGAUUACUCGGUGAAGGUGGGUUUGGUAAGGUUUAUAAGAUAAUUAACAAAUGGAGAAACAGGUCAGCAGAAGCACUAUCAUCCGUAGAUUGCCAACAGAUAAGAAGUUGUCUUGAAAUAGGUAAAUGCUGCAUGAAAAGCGAACGAAAUGAAAGGCCAACUACGGGGGAAAUUAUCACGAAGCUUAGUUUGGAAAGCAUAGACUGCAGUCUCGACAGCGAAGAAGGGCCCCUUUGCCAAAAAACAAAAAGAAGUUGCCACACGCCUCCUGAAAACCAGGAAGAGGAAAUUAUUAUGAAGAUUAAGGAGCACAUGGAGAAGUUGCGUGAGAAGAGCAGAGAAGUCCGUGACAAGAUUGAGCUUGCCAAGGGAAAUGGCAUGCUUUCUCAGCUGCGAGAAUGUCUCGAUGAUCAACCCGGUGAUAUUGCACAACCGACAUCUGUCCUUCAUAUUGAUGUCCACGCUGCUCUCAUCGCCAAGUCAGAUGGCCUUCACUGCAAUUUGAACCUAGCAGCAGUUGGCCUACCACCUCUUGGAAAUCAAGGCCAAUUGAAGCGAAAAGUUGUAAUCACAACAAGAUCACGAAGCUUGUGUGAUCAGAUGCUUGUGAACAGAGCUAUAAAUGUCCCCGGCCUGAAAAUGAAUGAAGCACUUCAGCUGUUCCAAGAAUGUAUUGGUAACAAUAGUCUUUAUUCUGAACCCUGCAUCGGAACACUUGCAAAAGAUCUCGUGGAGCAACUAAGAGCUCUACCAUCAGAACUGAUAAGAAUAGGCAGCGCAAUGCGUGGAAAACGGGAACCAGGACAGUGGCAGAAUAUCGUUGCUAUUGCCAAGGAAUUGAUGCAUAUCAAGGAUCAAGAAGCAUCAUCGCUGACUGAAGGAAUUGUUAUUACAAAGCUUAAGCAAUGUUUGCAAAACUUGCGUGGGAGGAGAAAUGAUGUCAAUCACGAGAUUGAGUUUGGAAAGCGAGAGGGCAAGGUAGCAACAAAUCAGAUUAACAACUGGCUGGCUAGCGUGGAUACCAACAUCUCUGUUGGGAUGGUUAUCUGUGAAUCUGAGCAAAAUGAGUUGAACUGGGAUCUCAGUGUGAUUGCAGCUGGCAUGCUUCGUCGGCUCCAAGAAUGUCUCAGUGGUCAACCCAGCGUUGUUACAGUGGAAGCAUUGCCACCUUCCGUCCAAGAGAUUCCAUGUUCGUCCACAGAGCAGCAGCCUUCCAGAGAUAAAAUAUUUGGAGAGGCUAUGGAGUAUAUUAAGCAUAGUUCAGUGGGUGUCAUUGGAAUCUGGGGACUGGGCGGAGUGGGCAAGACCCAUCUUCUGACAAACAUCAACAAUGCUUUUCAUGGGGACUCAUUAUUUCAUUAUGUUAUCUUCGUUACGGCCUCCAAAGAGGGUUCAGUGGAAAAAAUCCAAGACGAAAUUGGCAAGAAGCUCAAGCUCAAGUUUCCAGAAGGCGGUGAUGUUAAAUCUCGAGCUAACAUCAUUUUGGACUUCCUGAAAACAAGAAAAUUUCUGAUACUAUUAGAUGACGUUUGGAAUCGAAUUGAUCUGGAAGCAGUGGGCAUACCGUAUCCCCUUGGAAGAAGCAAAGUGGUUCUCACAACAAGAUCAAAAACGGUGUGUGGUCAAAUGGACGUAAGAAAAGAGAUCAACAUUGCACGUUUGCCAGAUGAUGAGGCCUGGCAGCUAUUUCAAGACAAGGUCGGACAGGGGACUCUAUCUUCCCGUCCUCGUAUUGAAGCUCUUGCAAAGGAACUUGUGGAGGAAAUGAAGGGCUUGCCAUUAGCUUUGAUAACUGUCGGAAGGGCAAUGUACGGCAAAAGUAAUCCGAAACAAUGGGAAUCUGCCAUUCUUUACAUGAAACAGUCAUGCUGUGACGGGGAUGAUCAGGACCUCCAUAUGGAAAAUGAUGUUUUCAGACGACUGAAGUUCAGUUAUGAUGGCCUAAGAAAUAAUACCUUGAGACAGUGUUUGUUGACUUGCUCACUAUGGCCAGAGGAUAAAGUGAUUCGGACGGGGGACCUGAUACGAUGCUGGAUUGGCUUAGGUCUAGUUGACGAGUGUGAUAUACAUGGUUCCUACAGAAAAGCACAUUCUCUAAUAGGUGAACUUACAGCUGCAUGUUUGUUAGACAUUUGUCAUACUGGGCUCCAUAUUGGUGGAUACAUUUAUCGUAGAGAAACCUUCACCCAUCAGGAAUUGCCAAUUGAAGUUGGUGUUAAGAUGCAUGAUGUGAUCCGUGAUAUGGCUAUUUGGAUAUCUUGUGGCUGCAGUGACAACAAGGACAAGUGGGUCGUUCGUGCAAGAGUUGGUGCAAAUCUGUCUAUACGCACCAUUCCUUGGACAAGAGCCGAAUGCAUCUCAUUAAUGUACAGUAAAAUCGAGAAGCUUCAUCCUGUUCUUCCGUUUACUUGCUCCACAACUCUCAAGAGGCUGUACCUUCAACAGAAUCACUUGGAUGAGAGGAUAUUUGGAGCCAUUCAGAGUUUCACUGAGCUGACAUACCUAGAUCUAAGCGACAACAGAAUCAAGGAGAUACCUGAAGAGUUAUUUGCCUUGGUAAACUUGGAGCAUCUGGAUUUAUCAUUUAACAGAGCCCUAAGGACAGUUCCCAAACGCCUUAGAGAACUUACUAAGCUUAAAUUCUUAUAUCUAGCAGGCACAAGCAUAAAGGUGAUUCCGACGGAGGUCAUAUCCUGUCUUACAGAAUUGCAAGUGAUUGACAUAAUAAUUAUGUCAAUUGAUUAUAAGUCUAAAAUAAUGCAAGAGUUGUGCACCCUUCCAAACUUGAAAGCGGUUGAUAUUGCCAUUGAAGGUGACGAUGGAUAUGAAUCUCUACGGAAGGUAGCUGCUGGCAUCCCCAUUAGGGAUUUGGUCAUAGCCAGAUUGAGAUUGGAAGAAACAAACAAGCUCUACCUGGCAGUAGAUACUUUGACAGGUGAUAUUGCGGGAAGGACGUUAAAUGAACUUCAUGUUCGGUAUUGCGAUAUGGAGCAAAUAAUACUAGGAGACGAACUGGGAAAACCAUUUGAUGCUCUCAGUGUGCUGGCGCUCAAUCGUUUGGAUAACCUUACAAAUAUAAUAAUGUGGGAGGGAACAUCGUCUUCGCAAGCUUUGUUCCCAAGGCUCACUCAUUUGUACGUGUAUUCCUGCAGAAAACUACAGCAUCUCUCUUGGGCGCCGUACUUGCCUUGCCUUGAAUAUCUUCGUGUGGGUGGUUGCCUGGAUAUGAAGCAGAUCUGUAUUGGCGCAGGACAACAGAGUUCAAAGACAUUCCCUUGCCUCAAAUAUUUGAUUUUAUCUAAUAAUCGGCGGUUGGCCAGCUUGUGCGGUUCUGACGUGACGUUCCCAUGCCUUGAGGAGUUGCUUAUUUCACGAUGCCCAAAGUUGAAGCGGCUUCCCUUCACAAUGCAAAGCUUACCAGACAUGUUGACUAAACUAUACAUCCAUCCUUGGGAUAAAUUGGAAUGGGAGGAUGAAGCUGUCAAGUCUUUCUUGGAACGGGUUCGUGUGGUGGAUUAA